AUUUCAUUAUAAAUAGAUAACAAUCCACACUGGUUACAGAAACAAAUAAUUAGUUAAGUGUAAGAAAAAAGAAAGAAAGCAAAAGCUGCAGAAAUGGCAAAGACCCUAAAUUCCAUCUGCUUCACCACUCUUUUGCUCGUUGUCUUGUUAAUUUCCACCGAAAUCCCCAAGAGCGAGGCGACUUGUAAGAAGUUUUUAGGCGAAGCCCCAGUAUAUCCAUGUAAGGAAAAAGCUUGUAAGGAAGUGUGUAAGGAACAUUACUACCACUCGUGUAAAGGAGAGUGUGAGAAGCAUGGCUACGAAGAGCAUUGCCACUGCUACGGAAAAUACUGAAAAUUACACAGAUAAGUCUAUCGUAUAAAGUAAAAACAAAUAAGACCUUUUAUAUAUCUCUAAUGUAAGUGUGGUGUCGUAUGUUCGAAUUAAUAAAGGUAUGUAUGUUUAAGCUGUUUGCUUUAAAUAAAAUGAAGAAUGCUGACCUUCUAAGUUUAUAACAAGAUCAUGUUGUAUGCUGUUUCGUAUUAAUAAUAAACUAUACUUUUGUGUUA
Messenger RNA from Raphanus sativus (radish), 548 nucleotides. RefSeq names its product defensin-like protein 204. Lineage: Eukaryota; Viridiplantae; Streptophyta; Magnoliopsida; Brassicales; Brassicaceae. The record is from RefSeq and is a predicted model, not a curated record. The transcript has 2 exons. The coding region runs from base 94 to 333 and encodes 79 amino acids.